Molecule: messenger RNA, 3585 nt
Organism: Molossus molossus (Pallas's mastiff bat)
Lineage: Eukaryota; Metazoa; Chordata; Mammalia; Chiroptera; Molossidae
Gene: FBXO31
Product: F-box protein 31
Exons: 10
Coding region: 1-1635 (544 amino acids)
Molecular function (GO): protein binding
Source: RefSeq, a predicted model, not a curated record
AUGGCGGUGUGCGCUCGCCUCUGUGGCGUGGGCUCUUCGCGGGGAUGCCGGCGUCGCCAGCAGCGCCGGGGCCCGGCCGAGACGGCGGCGGCCGACAGCGAGCCGGACACCGACCUAGAAGAGGAGCGCAUCGAGGCGGGCGCGGCGGCGCUGUGCGGGGAGUGGGGCGGCCGGAGCGCGAGCCCCUCGCCGCCCCCGCGCUGCUCGCUCCUGGAGCUGCCUCCCGAGCUGUUGGUGGAGAUCUUCGCCUCGCUACCCGGCACCGACCUGCCCAGCCUGGCACAGGUCUGCACCAAGUUCUGUCGCAUCCUGCACAAUGACACCAUCUGGAGACGGCGCUGCCGGGAGGAGUAUGGUGUUUGUGAAAACCUGCGGAAGCUGGAGAUCACAGGUGUGUCUUGUCGAGACGUCUACGCGAAGCGUAUAAACCCUCGCGUGAAGUCAGGACGUUUCAUGAAAAUUCUUCCCGAUUACGAGCACAUGGAGUACAGAGAUGUAUACACUUGCCUGCUGCACCGAUACAGACACAUCUUGGGGUUGUGGCAGCCAGAUAUCGGGCCGUAUGGAGGACUGCUGAACGUGGUGGUGGACGGCUUGUUCAUUAUUGGUUGGAUGUACCUGCCUCCCCAUGACCCUCAUGUGGACGACCCAAUGCGAUUCAAGCCCUUGUUUAGAGUCCACCUGAUGGAGAGGAAGUCGGCCACCGUGGAGUGCAUGUAUGGCCACAGAGGGCCCCACAACGGCCACAUCCAAAUUGUGAAGAAGGACGAGUUCUCCACCAAGUGCAACCAGACAGAGCACCACAGGAUGUCUGGUGGGCGACAGGAGGAAUUCCGAACGUGGCUGAGGGAAGAAUGGGGGCGGACGCUGGAGGACAUUUUCCACGAGCACAUGCAGGAGCUCAUCCUGAUGAAGUUCAUCUACACCAGUCAGUAUGACAACUGCCUGACCUACCGCCGCAUCUACCUCCCGCCCAGCCACCCGGACGACCUCAUCAAGCCAGGCCUCUUCAAAGGCACCUAUGGCAGCCACGGCCUGGAGAUUGUCAUGCUCAGCUUCCAUGGGAAGCACGCCAGGGCCACGAAGAUCACGGGUGACCCCAACAUCCCCGCUGGGCAACAGACAGUAGAGAUCGACCUCAUGCACCGCAUCCAGCUGCCUGACGUCGAGAACCUCUGCAACUUCAACGAGCUCUCCCGCAUCGUCCUGGAGGUUCAUGAGCAGGUGCGCCAGGAGCAGCAGCAGCAGGAAGACAGGACUGAGGAUGGCGAGGGUGCCGGGCCACCCACUGCGAAGGUCAGAGAGCCCAGGCACGAAGAGGCCGCAGCUCUGCAGGAGCAGCCUGUCCCGUUUGUUCUGCCUGUGGGUGUGAGCUCCAGGAAUGAGAACUACCCCCGAACCUGCAGGAUGUGUUUCUACGGCACGGGCCUCAUCGCUGGCCAUGGCUUCACUAGCCCUGAGCGCACCCCGGGAGUCUUCAUCCUGUUCGACGAAGACCGCUUUGGGUUCAUCUGGCUGGAGCUGAAGUCCUUCAGCCUGUACAGCAGAGUCCAGGCCACCUUUCGGAAUGCGGAUGCUCCAUCCCCACAGGCCUUUGAGGAGAUGCUCAAGAACAUUCAGUCCCUGACCUCCUGACGGCCCCCUUCCCUGCCGGGGUUGGGGGGCAGCUCCGAACCCAUGACCUGGGAAGAGCAGCAGCAUGCACUUUGGAGAUUAGACUUUCUAACCUGAACACCCACCGUCUUGUAGGCAUCUCAGCCCAAGACACUUUCUAUAGAGUGUGCAACAUAUGUCUGCAUAUUUGCCGCUAGCCGAUGGGAAGGCCGAGCUGAGCUGAGCAUGUCUUAUAAAGAAAGAAAAGGAAUCGGAGAAAUCGAGUUUGUCUCUGGCUCACUGACAGUUUUCUAGGAAAACAAAAUCCUCCUUCAGGGAAGUUCAUGACAUAACUGAGUGUCUUGAUGUCAGGGUCCAGUGUGGGGGUGCCAGCUCCGCCAUCCACUCUGCAGAACGCACAUGAAAGUGGCCAUCAGCCUGUGAGGGCCUCGCGGAGGUGAAGUGCAGCCUGGGCUGGUAGGGAGGCCCGUGUUUGUAGACAGAGCCCCAGGGAGUCGGGGGCUGUCAGUCUCCGGACGCAGGCCUGAGUUCCCAUUUCUCUUUAUUUUGUUUUUGUUUUCUUUUUAUCCUCACUUUUUUGGUGAAUUUUUGUUUCUAUACUGACUCUGAUUUUGGACAAGAGCACUUCACCCCCAUCUCAGUUUCUGAAUCAGGAGAAUGGGGCUAGUGAUAGGAGUCACUGGAGAACAUCACUGCAGGUUUCAGCAGUUUGGUGGCCCUGUGGACACUGCCCUGGGCCUGGGCCCUGGUAGCACCAUGAGCUCGCCCUGGUGUCUCUAGCUUUAGAGCCUUCCCUGCAGCCAGUUGCAGUCGGCACGCACUGUGUACCGCCCUGCACACAGGUAUCUGCUCUCAUGUUAGAAACCCAAACUGCAGCCACGUGUCCCAGAACUGGGGCCAGGGCUAUGUCUUUUUAUGACCCUGUGUGUGUGUGCCAUCUGCACAUGUGAUUCACAGAGGACAGGGCGGAGUUUGUCCCCUCUCCGUUGCGUGUCCUUGGGUGCAUUGUGUUAAGCCCUCAGGCUCGGUGCAAAGGACUCCAGGGAAGGGGACAGCUUUUUGGUACCUCCAUGUGGAGACCAGCCUGAGCUGUCUCAUGAAAUGUGUCCCCUUUUCCUCAUUAGUUUCUCUCUGGCCUUUUUAAAAAUUUAUUUAAAUAAAAAUAUUCCCACUGCCCUAGCUUCAGUUUGUUUGGCAACUUUGACCUUUUUGCUUCCGAGUGUCAGAAUCAACAAGCUUUGGAACACAGCCCCUAAAUGGCAGACUGGCUCUCCCAGGAGGUUCUGUGGAGACCCGGGAGAGGCAGGUGGAGAAGGUGAGGUCCCUCCUGGGCAGCCAUGGGGCUCAUCUGCCUGGUGCUGUCAGCUGAGUCUCAUCAGAGAUGCAUGCCCGCUGCUCACCUUCCAGAUCCUUCUAGCAGGUCCUGCAGUCACGUUGAAGCAUGCUCCCAGUUUUCACGUCUUUUGCAGGACUGAGCCUAAAAGUGUCACUGCUCCUAUCUUGCAGUAUGACUUUUCCUCUCGUGCCAAGUGUGGCCGGCCCUGAACCGUGUGAUAACUAUGGCCGUGAAGCUUUGAAGAAAGUAAAAAUGAAAGACAACUGGGUGUGCAAGCUGUUCUCUAAGUUUCACCAUUGUUUAAAUAAAAUCAAGAAAAUGCCUAUUUUACCCAGAGCCUGAAGCUCGCUCUAAGGAACACCAUCCGCGUCUGAGGCCUCCCCUAAGUAUUGUAAAGCUCACAUGGAUCGAAGAUGAGUACUUCUGAUUAAAAACCGAUCUCAAAUCCAAAUGAUGUAACCUGCCUCUGGUGUUUGGAUCUAUGCAUGGUUUCUACAAAUAAUGAGUAACCCUGGGCUGUGGACUGUUGGUUGUAUUCACGUCAGGCUUGUCUCUGAUGUGAGGUGAGGGCACAGGGCCUGUGGGGUCUGUCCAUCUGGCCGUGGCCCGCAGUGACGCCAAGGGCCAGCUGCCAG